Molecule: messenger RNA, 1791 nt
Organism: Penicillium angulare
Lineage: Eukaryota; Fungi; Ascomycota; Eurotiomycetes; Eurotiales; Aspergillaceae
Product: MFS transporter
Exons: 2
Coding region: 1-1791 (596 amino acids)
Biological process (GO): transmembrane transport
Molecular function (GO): transmembrane transporter activity
Source: RefSeq, a predicted model, not a curated record
AUGGCCGACGCAAAGAGCCAUGCGCCGGAUCGUAUCGAGCCUUUAACUCGCACUAAAAUCCCAUUCUGGCGUCUCGUUGUCGACCAAGGUGUCGUCACCCAGGAAAUUAUCGAUCACGCAUACCCUGGAUCAGGAACAGAGGACGACCCAUACGCGGUGACAUGGAUCGAGCAAGAUCCUCGCAAUCCGAUGCUUUUCAGUGAGACGAAGAAGUGGUCGUACACUAUGCUUGUCGCGUUUGCGACGCUCGCCGUAUCAUUAGUUUCAUCCGCCUACACUGGAGGUAUCUUGCAGAUUGAAGAGCAAUUCGGCAUUGGCGAUGAAGUCGCCACUCUUGGUGUUUCGCUUUUCGUCGUCGGUUUCGCUGUCGGUCCAGUCGUUUGGGCUCCUAUGUCAGAACUCUUUGGUCGCCAGGUUCUAUUUGUCGGAACAUACGCUGCUCUUACACUCUUCAACAUUGGUACAGCCGUUGCGCAAAAUAGCUGGUCAUUGAUUAUCCUUCGUUUCUUCGCUGGUGCUUUUGGCUCGUCCCCGCUUACCAACGCGGGUGGUGUUAUUGCCGAUAUGUUCCCUGCUAAGCAGCGUGGUGUUGCUAUGAGUCUAUUUGCUGCUGCUCCUUUCCUGGGCCCUGUUCUUGGUCCCAUUAUUGGUGGAUUCUUGGGAAUGAACGCGGGCUGGAGGUGGGUUUUGGGAUUUUUGGCUGCGUUCUCUGGGUUUGUCUGGAUUCUGGGAUCACUGUUGAUGCCGGAGACUUAUGCGCCCGUGCUUCUUCGACGCCGUGCUGAGAGACUGUCUAAGCUCUCUGGUAAGGUUUACCGGAGUAAGAUUGAUAUCGACCAAGGCAAGGUUUCUCUCGCCGAGGCUUUCAAAAUUGCCUUGUCUCGCCCGUGGAUUCUCUUAUUCCGUGAGCCCAUUGUCUUCCUUCUAUCUCUGUAUAUGGCUAUUGUAUACGGUACCCUAUACCUGAUGUUCGCGGCAUUCCCUAUUGUGUACGAGGAAUACCGUGGCUGGAAUCAGGGUGUUAGCGGACUAGCUUUCUUGGGUAUUAUGGUCGGUAUGCUUGCCGCUGUGGUCUACAGUCUCUGGGACAACAAGCGAUACAUAAAUACCCAGGAGAAGCACGGUGGCUUUGCACCACCAGAGGCCCGCCUCCCACCAACAAUGAUUGCUUCGAUCGCGAUCCCGAUUGGUCUGUUCUGGUUCGCUUGGACCAACUACCCAUCUAUCCACUGGAUGGCCAGUAUUGCAGCCGGCGCACCCUUCGGUUUCGGAAUGGUGUUAGUCUUCCUUGGAAUCAUGAACUACCUUAUCGACGCAUACACCAUCUUCGCUGCCUCCGUCCUAGCCGCCAACUCCGUCCUCCGUUCUCUCUUCGGUGCGGCUUUCCCCUUGUUCACCACAUAUAUGUACGACAACCUAGGUAUCCACUGGGCCUCGUCUAUUCCGGCAUUCUUGUCUCUUGCAUGUGUGCCAUUCCCAUUCUUGUUCUACAAGUAUGGUGCGGAGAUUCGCAAGCGCUGCAAGUUCUCUGCUCAAUCCGAUGCAUUUAUGCAGAAGAUCCAGGAGCAGGCCCAGGCUAUCCCGGCACAAGAAGAGGUCAAGUACGACCUCACUGAAGCCCCCGCACCGGGCGGCUCGUUAUCAAGCGAGUCCGAAUCGGAAGAACAUGCUGUGGUACGAAGCCGCAGCCACGCACCCUCUACCACUUCAACAUUGAACCGUGUGCCUACCUACGAAGGAAAUCCAUUUGAUAUGGAUCGUGUCAAUACCAAGGAAUCUUUCAAGCCCUGA